Messenger RNA from Drosophila takahashii, 828 nucleotides. RefSeq names its product Cuticular protein 49Ab (gene Cpr49Ab). Gene Ontology annotation, molecular function: structural constituent of chitin-based larval cuticle. Gene Ontology annotation, cellular component: chitin-based extracellular matrix. Lineage: Eukaryota; Metazoa; Arthropoda; Insecta; Diptera; Drosophilidae. The record is from RefSeq and is a predicted model, not a curated record.
AUGUGGAUACGCGUAACGAUCGCCUUUCUUCUAGCCUUUGUGGCGGCAGUUUUGGCCCAGAACGAUGGGCGCUAUCGUCCUCCGCCCACGCAGGCGAGUGCCUCCGAUGGACGCUAUCGCGGUGGCAACGAUGGACGCUAUCGUGGUGGAGGCGAUGGUCGGUACACUGGCGGUAAUGAUGGCCGCUAUGUCCACACGGACAAUAAAUACGUGCACGACAAUCGUCCCGAUGCGGGUUACACUGGAGACCAAGGUCGCUAUGUGAACGAUAGGAACAGGGGAGGAGGCGGAGGAGGCGGUGGUGGUGGCGGAGGAUCUGGGGCGGGAGGUGGUGGAGCACCCGUGGCCGCACCCACAGUCACAGCCAGACCAGCGCCAAGACCCACCACUGCACCACCGCCUGCGGUGAUCGAUCCCACUGCCAAUUUGCCCAAGGGAAAAGGCACCGGCGAAGGCGGCAAUGGCUGGGCCAUCAUCCGUCAGGAGGACGACGUGGAGGUGGAUGGCUAUCACUAUCUUUGGGAAACGGAAAACGGCAUUCUGGGCGAGGAAAGUGGACGCAUCGAAAAGCUGACCGAGGCGGAUGGCCUGCGCUCCAAGGGAUUCUACGAAUACACUGGACCCGAUGGCAUCCUCUAUCGCGUGGACUAUGUGGCGGAUGACAAUGGCUUUGUUCCCGUGGCCGCCCAUCUGCCGACACCACCACCCCCACCGCCCUAUGUGGAAAAAUUGUUGGCCUUCCUGGAGGCAAAUGCCAAGGAAAAGAAAUAAAUUGUGAAACUGUAAAUGUCUGAAGUUUAAAGAGAAUAAAUAGUUGUGCCAUUCAAA